This is a messenger RNA of Oncorhynchus gorbuscha (pink salmon), 2069 nucleotides long. Its product is annotated as deoxyhypusine hydroxylase-like. The transcript has 5 exons. Gene Ontology annotation, molecular function: deoxyhypusine monooxygenase activity. Gene Ontology annotation, biological process: peptidyl-hypusine biosynthetic process. The coding region runs from base 702 to 1622 and encodes 306 amino acids. Lineage: Eukaryota; Metazoa; Chordata; Actinopteri; Salmoniformes; Salmonidae. The record is from RefSeq and is a predicted model, not a curated record.
GUAUAAAUGUGAAGCAUUCACUUCGCCUUUCUACUCACUAGGGAAGUGCAAAAAAAAAAAAAAUUGUAGUGGGAGGAAUUCCAGUGGCCGGCAGUGGGAGAAGAUUGAACGAGAUGCAACUUUUCUUAUUGAUGAAACAUUUGAUCUCAGUACAGUUUUAUGUUCCCAAAACUAAAAUAUGUUAUGAACAGAGUGGACUGAGUUUUGUAGACUAAGAUUUGGCAAGUUUUUUUUGUCGCGUUGAUUAGGAGCCAAAGGCGAAUUGAGUUUUUGCACACGUGCACUUCCCUAACGGAAAUAUGCAAAAAUGAAAAACAGGCACAUCUCCACAGUAAAUUAGUUUUCUUUCGCCCAAAGUUGCCAACAUACCACGUGCGUCCGUCAUUCAGUGCAUCAGUAACAACUAUCCAUUACGCAACUUAUAUUCGAUAAAAUAAACCUCACGUAGCAAAUUAGCAAUUAUAUUUUUUGUUGACCAAAUUCGACACUCAUUGACCUUACAAAAACUCCUCACUUUGUGGUCUUCUUUUCGUGGACCGAAUUUGGGCAAAGUAAACCCUCUCGGGUCGACUCAUCCUCUCUGCUUUGUGCCUGUGGAACGUUCUUGUUUGUCCAUGUGGGAAAUAUGAAGUGCUGCUUGUAGUGAACUUUUACAGACAAUUCAGUAAAAUACAGUAGUUACAGCCAUUAUUAUUCUCAGAAUGGCAAGUGAGCAGGAGGUGGCAGCAGUGGGAAUAAUUCUGGUCAACCCAAAGCAGGACCUGACAACACGGUUCAGAGCACUCUUCACUCUGCGUAACCUGGGUGGACCAGAGGCAAUAGAAUGGAUCAGUCAGACUUUUGUGGAUGACUCUGCUCUGUUGAAACAUGAGUUGGCAUAUUGCCUGGGUCAAAUGCAGGAUGAGAGAGCCAUCCCCACGCUAGAGACUGUUCUGAAAGACACAACACAGGAGCCUAUGGUCCGGCAUGAAGCAGGGGAAGCAUUAGGAGCUAUUGGGAACCUCAAGGUCCUUGACAUACUGAAAGAGUACUCUGAGGACCCAGUCAUCGAGGUGGCAGAGACGUGCCAGUUGGCUGUCAGGCGGCUGGAGUGGCUGACAUCUGGUGGGGACCAGAACGGAGAGGAGGGCACCGACGGAAACCCUUACUGUUCUGUGGACCCUGCUCCCCCAGCCCAGAGGAAGACUGUCCCUGAGCUGAGGACACAACUCCUGGAUGAGAGCCUGCCACUGUUUGAGCGCUACAGGGCCAUGUUCGCCCUCCGCAACCUGGGCACCGAGGAGGCUGUCCUGGCUCUAGGAGAUGGUCUUCAGUGUAGCAGUGCCUUGUUCCGCCAUGAGAUUGGCUACGUCCUGGGUCAGAUCCAGCACCCAGCCAGCAUCCCCCAGCUGCAGGCAGCUCUGGAGCUGGACGGGGAGAAUGCCAUGGUGAGGCAUGAGUGUGCAGAGGCCCUGGGAUCCAUUGGCAAGGAGGAGUGUAUGAAGAUCCUGGAGUGCUACAGGAAAGACACAGAGCGCGUGGUGAAGGAGAGCUGUGAGGUAGCCCUGGACAUGCUGGAGUAUGAGAACGGCACACAGUUCCAGUACGCUGAUGGACUACUACGACUGCAGGGGGAACAGUGAGGGCCAAACGGCAAGCAUGGCCAUUGGAAGCUAUAGGAGAACUGCUAUACAGCACUUUAAGAGCUUUCCGCAGAUGUCAUAACUCAUAAUCACUUAGACCCAUUUUCAUUCAUUGAAACGAUCUUGACUCUUGCCAGUGAUUGUUGGCCUCUGAGACAAGGCAGUGUAAUAAUGAUAUUAGAGGGCAUUCAGCCAUGUUUUAGUUUGUUUAUUCUUUGUUUUCAUGGAAGCUACAUGAAUAAAUUGUCAAGAUAAUGUAAUGCUUUUCCCCCUAAGCUCAGUGAACCAUUCACAUUCAUCUUUAAUUCAGAAUGAUCUGAUAAGCAUCUAAAAUCCAAACCUGAUUGGUCAAUCAAGAUUGUUAAUCCACUUUUCUGCUCUUGUCAUUCGCAUUUAUUUUUAAUCUCAAAUGAAAAUAAAGGCUUAGGUAAUAACAUUGAGACAAUA